GCCCGAGUGCCCAGCCCAUUCCGGGCUAAUUUGGAUAGGCCGGGCCCAGAAAAGCGAAGCUCCUGCCGUAGAGCCACACCACUGCGCAAGAGCAAAGACUCAUGGAGACCGCCUUCUUCUCCGCCGCCUCCCUCUUCCACGGCGACGACAGCGAUGACGACCGAGAUGAGAUGCAGGUCGGCGCUGAGGGAGAGAAACAGGCGUUGGAGUAUGCGGAGAGAGCCCACGACUUCCCUGGCAUGAAACUGAGUGUAAGGGAAUUCUCGUGUCAUGAGCUAAAUGCCAACCUGCUAUGGCCUGGGACAUUUUCAUUUGCUACAUGGCUGGUUAAGAAUCGAUCAAUUUUGGAGGGACAACGGAUCCUGGAAUUAGGAAGUGGGACGGGAGCUCUGGCGAUCUUUCUGAGGAAGGCAUUUGGGGUGGAUGUCACAACCUCUGAUUAUGAUGACAAGGAAAUUGAAGAGAAUAUAGCUUACAACUGCAGAGCUAAUAAUUUGGAUGUGUUACCUCAUAUCAGACACACAUGGGGUGAUCCAUUUCCAGUUUCCAGGCCAGAUUGGGAUAUUGUUAUUGCCAGUGAUAUUCUACUCUAUGUUAAACAGUAUGAAAACUUGGUAAAGACAGUAUCCUUUCUUUUGAAAGAAUACAAGCAGACCAGCCAGAAAGCUGUCUGCACAACCAUCACAGACAAAUCAGGAACAGAAGUAGCUACAAAAUCUCCUAUGUUUCUGAUGAGCUGGCGCAGAAGAAUCGGCAAGGACAAAUCGCUUUUCUUCACAGGAUGUGAAAAGGCUGGCCUGGAGGUGCAGCAUUUGGGUGAUCUUGUGUACCUCAUCGACAGUCACUGAAAACUGAGGAAAUGACUCUCAGCGUUGGGUUGGGUUUGUUACAAAUGUCACGACGAAAAAGGCUUGGUUUGCAGUGCUUGAGCCUAGGAGCAGUAGAGUGGUUAUUGAGAUUUUGUUCCCAAACAUUGUAUUCUCGAGAAUGUAUUUUUACAACUUGGAGAAGACAAUGCAAAAGCUUGAGAAUUACCCUUGUCA
Phragmites australis (common reed) is the source of this 1043-nucleotide messenger RNA. RefSeq lists its product as uncharacterized. The transcript has 7 exons. The record is from RefSeq and is a predicted model, not a curated record. Lineage: Eukaryota; Viridiplantae; Streptophyta; Magnoliopsida; Poales; Poaceae. Bases 102 to 848 code for a protein of 248 amino acids.